Messenger RNA from Phycodurus eques (leafy seadragon), 3112 nucleotides. It is a transcript of the gene smad10a, whose product is annotated as SMAD family member 10a. Gene Ontology annotation, biological process: SMAD protein signal transduction; anatomical structure morphogenesis; BMP signaling pathway. The coding region runs from base 317 to 2155 and encodes 612 amino acids. The transcript is spliced from 13 exons. The record is from RefSeq and is a predicted model, not a curated record. Gene Ontology annotation, molecular function: I-SMAD binding; DNA-binding transcription factor activity, RNA polymerase II-specific; RNA polymerase II cis-regulatory region sequence-specific DNA binding. Lineage: Eukaryota; Metazoa; Chordata; Actinopteri; Syngnathiformes; Syngnathidae. Gene Ontology annotation, cellular component: heteromeric SMAD protein complex.
CGCGCACGACGUCUCCCCUCUAUUGUUAUGGUGUCGUGCGCGUGAGGAACGGCCAGGAUGCACGAGGAGACAGCAAGACCGAUCAAAUGAUGAAGCUAGUGUGAGACACUUAAGCUAGCGCAGUGUUUUUUUUGCGUAUGAGGCAUUCGCGCCAUUUAGCAGCGAUUCAUGGAAGUGUCGCCGGUGUGAUAGACAGUGCUAAUAGGCAGCUAAUGCAGAGGCGAGUAAACAUUCCGACUAGCUGGUCAACGCCACUCAGUCCACUCGAAGCAGCUCAGCGGUCUUUCUGUUCAAGUUCUUCUCUUCUCUCCGUCUGAUGUGGACUGAUUCAGAACUGGGCCAUCAUGAUCCCAGUGAAGCUUCUGGUCACUCAUUGGCUGACCAACUUAAUACAAGCAUCAUGUCAGUGAACCCUCCGAGUAGCAAUGACGCCUGCCUCAGCAUCGUCCACAGCCUCAUGUGCCAUCGGCAGGGCGGCGAGAACGAGGGCUUCGCUAAGCGGGCCAUCGAGAGCCUGGUCAAGAAGCUGAAGGAGAAGAAAGACGAGUUGGACUCACUCAUCACUGCUAUCACCACCAAUGGCGUCCACCCGAGCAAGUGUGUCACCAUUCAGAGGACGCUUGAUGGACGACUACAGGUGGCAGGGAGGAAAGGUUUUCCUCAUGUGAUUUAUGCACGGCUGUGGCGCUGGCCUGACCUCCACAAAAAUGAACUCAAGCAUGUCAAGUUCUGCCAGUAUGCCUUUGACCUGAAGUACGACAACGUGUGCGUAAACCCCUACCAUUAUGAGAGGGUGGUGUCUCCAGGCAUUGUUGGUCUAAGUCUUCAUAACACAGCGCCACCCAGUGGUCUGAUCAAAGAAGAGUACAUUCAUGACUGUAUACAGAUGGAUCUUCCACCCGGCAUGCCGCUCUCUGACCACCAAGCAACGCUGAAGAUGCCUCCUCCAGACCACUACGGCCAACCCCUGCCUCCUCCCCAUCUGGCCUCCGAGCCUCAUGGACCCCCACCGGUCACCAGAUAUACACAGCUGCCUGUCUCACCCAAAGUGUCAAACUCUGGCAUCAUGCUGCCACUACAGGCUAGUCACGUUGAUGGCCGCCCUCAGACUGCUUCCCCACAGCUUCAAGUUAUGACUCAAGCACCAUGUUCCCCGACUCCAAAUCAACCCCCUCCUCAGCAACAAGGUCCUCAACCCCCGCACCCACAACAACCCUCUCUACCUCCUCCUCAAUCUCACGGUCAAAAUGGAUACAGCAGCAGCAAACACUCACAGAGCCAGGCUGCCUUCCACACGGUGUGGACAGGCAGCAGCACAGCCUCCUAUACUCCGAUAGGACCCCUGCAGAAUGGUCGUGGUCAUCAGCCAACAUCCCUUCACCAUCCAAACCAACAUUGGUCUCAGCAUCAUGGUUCAACCUCUUUCCCCGCUUCUGUGUCCAAUCAUCCAGGACCAGAGUUUUGGUGCUCGAUCUCGUACUUUGAAAUGGACGUUCAGGUGGGUGAGAUGUUUAAGGUGCCCUCCAGCUGCCCUGUGGUGACGGUGGACGGUUAUGUCGACCCAUCGGGAGGCGACCGCUUCUGCCUUGGCCAGCUGAGUAAUGUUCAUCGCACAGAUGCCAGUGAGAGAGCCCGCUUACACAUCGGUAAAGGGGUGCAGCUGGAAUGUCGUGGCGAGGGUGACGUGUGGAUGCGGUGUAUGAGCGACCAUGCUGUGUUUGUACAGAGCUACUAUCUUGACAGGGAAGCAGGGCGAGCCCCAGGUGAUGCUGUGCACAAGAUCUACCCCGGAGCCUACAUCAAGGUGUUUGACCUACGGCAGUGCCACAGACAGAUGCAGCAGCAGGCAGCGACAGCUCAGGCUGCCGCUGCUGCACAGGCGGCUGCAGUGGCAGGAAAUAUACCUGGACCGGGCAGUGUUGGAGGCAUAGCACCUGCAGUCAGUCUGUCUGCAGCAGCAGGGAUUGGAGUGGAUGACCUCCGGCGACUAUGUAUCUUGCGGCUCAGCUUUGUCAAGGGCUGGGGGCCCGACUAUCCCAGGCAGAGCAUCAAACACACGCCGUGCUGGGUGGAGGUCCAUCUUCACCGUGCUUUGCAGCUUCUGGAUGAGGUGUUGCAUACGAUGCCAUUAGCUGAUCCAGGGCCUGCUAACUGAGAAUCUUUAUGCUGAAAUUUAGAUCUGGAUUAUUUGAAUGUGCACACACAGACCCCCAAUCCUUUAGAUAUGUUUGCUUUGUACCAAAUAGCUUCUCUAAAAGAAAGGAAUUCCAAUGAAAAUACAGACGACAAACUAAAAUGGCCAACAACCCUUUUAAUGCUUGUAACAAUCAAUUUACACUGCACUCUACACUGACAUAUUCUCACAUAGGUCGACAUCAGACAAAAAGCUUCGCACGACAUUUCGUAGAUUCCUACGCUCCUCCGAAAUGAGUGUCACAAGGGUGAGUCACAUGGUACUGACAUACCACAGCAAAAACGAAUGCUGUCAACUAGUUGUCUUUUGAGACGACAACACUAUAUUGUGUCUAAAAUAUAAUGGCAACAUUUCAAUGCAGCUGGGGAUAGGAGAUAUUAUUUUUAUAAAUUGAUUCUAAACUGUUUGUGAUAAGCUACUAACUGCUACACAAACACACGGAACAAAAACAAUGAGCAUAGGGACGCUUUAUUACCGAAAACUCCACAUCUCCCUUUCUGCACUUAGAAUUUUCCCUGUUUGGAUUGGCAUCAUGCAGUUUUAUCAAUUUAAACCGUAUAAGGUACAGAACAAUGCAGGAUUCUUCGCAGGAGUCCAUAUCACAAUUGAGUACCUCUCGAAAAGGAUGUCUGAAGACAAACAGCAUUAUUUUUCUCUUCGUGUCGUAUGAACAACUGAAGUGAUGUGUAAAUAUGGAUGAGGGAAGAAAGUGUUUUGUCACCUCUGUGCUUGUACCGUGCUCGUCACUGUCUGUUGACCUGAACUCGAGCUUGUUGGUCCUCUGAGUAUUCUCUGCUCAAGUGUGUGUGUGUGCGUGUAUAUUUAUAUAUGUGUAUAUGUAUAUAUGUGUGUGUAUAUAUGUGUGUGUGUGUGUAUGUAUAUAUAUAUAUAUAUAUAUAUAUAUAUAUACAUAUGUGU